UUAUUUUGUAUUCUAUGCUACAGCUUGAAAAAACCUGGUUUUUUCAUUCGCUAAAGGUCACGUUACCCUGGGAAUCCGCUCAGCAUCCAAAUUCAAAGCCAGUUUUACCAGUUCCUCUAUCGAUGGCUUACCUCAUAGGGGGGCUGGUCACGAGUCUACCAACACCCCGCCAUGGUCACCAGCAGACUCUUGCGUACUCUUUCUGCCUUCAACCACUCCGCCCGAACGUGGGCACCCAUACCCUCGAGAAACGCACAGAGCCAAGUGGUGCAGAGGCAUUCUCUCACAUCACGGAACAUCGACACCUCCCGGACGCAGAGGCUUUCUCUCGUAUCAUGGAACAUCGACGCCUUCUCCUCGCGGCCCGUCUCACGCGCCAGACUCAUCCUCAGCCAUAUCCUCGAGGGUCCGAAAUAUCCGGACAUUAUCUUCCUCCAAGAAGUUACGCCUGACGUCCGGGCCUCUCUCCUGGACGAUGCCAGAGUGCGUGCCGCCCUUCUGGUGACCGACGCCGAGGACCAAACGUCGUUUGAGGGCGUGCCCUUUGCGACCAUGACGCUGCUGUCCAGCGUGCGCUUUGCUUCCGACCUGGAUUCGCAGAAGGAAGGCGACGGGAUCGAGGGGUGGGGGAAGUUCAUGCUCGGGUGCGUCUCCCGCGUGACCCUCCCGAGCAAGUACGGGAGGGAUGGGCUUUACGUGGACAUCAUCCCCCCAACUGCGCCGGGCACGGUUUUCCGUCUCGUCAACGUGCACCUCGACUCGCUCGGGGAUACGCUACCUUACCGCGCCCAGCAGAUAAAGAUGCUGGCCGACGUCCUGCGCGAGCCCGGGUGCGGUGGCGGCAUCAUUGCCGGCGACUUCAACGCUAUCAGCCCCAAGGACGAAGGGCUGGUCGACGAGAACGACCUGGUGGAUGCGUGGGUCGCGUUACACGGGAGGGCAGGCCCUGGUGGAGCUACGUGGGGUGUCGGCGUGGAACGGCAGGACGGACUGGGACCGGCCAGGUUGGACAAGGUUGCCAUGAUGGGCUUGAAUGCUGAGGAGAUGGAAGUCCUCCGCCCUGGUCGUAUCGAGAUGCCCAGGCCGGGCGAGGAAUCUGUCGAGAUCCCUUGGAGCGACCAUUACGGGCUGAGAUGUACUUUUACCAUCUGAAUGCUGUCAAGCAGCUUUGCGCUGGCUUCCUCGACGCCUCGGUCGAGAUGUUUCACGCAUAUUAGUUUACGAUGUGAGACUGACG
Messenger RNA from Suillus paluster, 1237 nucleotides. Its product is annotated as Endonuclease/exonuclease/phosphatase. The record is from RefSeq and is a predicted model, not a curated record. Bases 172 to 1152 code for a protein of 326 amino acids. Gene Ontology annotation, cellular component: PML body; cytoplasm. Gene Ontology annotation, molecular function: 5'-tyrosyl-DNA phosphodiesterase activity; single-stranded DNA binding. The transcript has 2 exons. Gene Ontology annotation, biological process: double-strand break repair. NCBI's taxonomy places the organism in Eukaryota, Fungi, Basidiomycota, Agaricomycetes, Boletales, Suillaceae.